AUGAAGGAAUUUGCCCAGAAACGGUCGGGACUCGAGUUGAAAAUGGCAACUGGAGCUGUUCCAGCUUCAUUUACAGGCCUAAAGAACAGGGAUCAUCAUGGCCUGGGGUUCGCUAAAUUGUUAUCCGCAGAUCCACCGGGAAAUUCCCCCAGUCCAUCUCCACAUCCACCAGCCGACGUCCUCUCGCAGCCGCCGGUUCUAUCUCCAGAAACACCAUCUCCUGCUCCUUCCCCCUCACUGGCCUCCCCUCCUGCGCCUCCGCCGUCAGAUCUCUCUCCAAGUCCCUCUCCAGCACCAUCUCCAGCACUAAUCAAUUAUUCUUCUCCUGACAAGUCUCCGACAUCGUCACCGGCACCGGCUCCUGUACCGGAUGUAGCAGGCGACGAGGAGGUAAAUACGAGUAAUGUGGUGUUAAAGAGGAACUCCUCCUCUGGCGGGAUAAACGCUGGGCAAAAAGCCGGUGUGGCAGUCGCAGUGGUAGCCGGAGCGUGUAUCGUUGGGGUCGGCGCAUUGGUGUACAAUAAGCGCCGGCAGAAUGUGCGCCGCUCGCAGUACGGGUACGCCGCCAGGAGUGAAAUUCUAUAG
Fraxinus pennsylvanica is the source of this 585-nucleotide messenger RNA. The record is from the annotation of a GenBank genome assembly. Lineage: Eukaryota; Viridiplantae; Streptophyta; Magnoliopsida; Lamiales; Oleaceae.